AUGCUGCCAAAACGAUCCGUAACCGCAAAGAGCCUCAGAGGGCACACUCAAGCAGCUCAGCCGCCUCCAUCACGGCACCCGACAAGGGAAGAGGCCGAUCUCGCGCUCUUCCACGGGACCGAGUUACUUGGCUGCCGUUAUCCCGAACGAGAGUGCAACCGCGGUCUCUACGAGACGCUGGAAGUUAUGUCCAAAGCGCAUAGGGAGCAGCUAGCUGAGAUGCGGCGCAGCAGGGGUAUUCAUGCCGGUCUGAAUGGACACGGAACUGGGCGAGGCAGAAUAGGCAGACAUGCUCAUGGGAUGUCCGCUGCCAAGCCGGUCUAUAUCGAAGACGACGAGGACGAGGGGGGAUUCGAGCUAUCCUCUGACGAGGACGAUGUCAAUCUACGAUUUGCGAGAGAGCUAGGCUCCAUUGAAGGUGUUGAGGAAGAGGACGAUGUGGAGGUACUACUGCGUGACAAGCACCCCUUGGACGGAGUGUUUCAGGAGGACGAGAGCGGAUCCUUGGUCGACGAGGAGCGCGGCACGCAUCGGAGAAACGCACGACUUGCAAAGGCGCCGAUCUCCAGCAGCCAUUACUGGGCAGAGGACGACUUGGAGGGACUCUCUGCCGAGGACGACUCAUAUACAAACUUCGGCGAGGGUUAUUCAGAGCCAAGAUCUGGUGAGGACGAUUCAGAGCCGGCGUUCGACGGGGACGACUUGGAGACACCAUCAGAGGAGGACAAUUCCGAUUCACGGUUCUACGAGGACAUGAACACAGACGACAUUCUUCGUAAGGGAGGGCCCAGUACGCGAGGGAGAGCACGGCCAGCGGAAGCGCCGAUUCAUCGUCCUCGCUACAUUCCGCGUGAUGAACGUAUUGAUAAGGUCACUGGUGAGGUCUGGCAUGCGGACUGCCCGGAUAACUUCCCCUUCGGCGAGACAAGGUUCAUGGAGAACUACAUUGGAUAUACGUUCAGCCGGGACCUGGCGGCAGCCGAGGCUCGUGAGAAGGAAACCGGCGAGAGGUUCAACGUCAGUGCAGCACCCCCUGCUGAGGACAUCUCAGGCGAAGACCUUAAAGCAAAGACCAAAGAACAGGAAGACUCUGAUCUUGCUCUGUACGACAUCCUCAACCAGCCGCGCUACCGGCUGCCCGACCUGCCUAAGGAUGCCGAGGCUCAGCACAGGAAGAUGGAGAAGGAAGGUGUGUUUGAUGACAAGCACUUGGAGGCACUUGAGAAGGAAUGGCCGGCCACGACGUCUGAGAAGUACUCGAAGUUUGAUGCAGUUUACGGACCCAAGAUCAAGGAACUCAAUGACGCUGCUAUCCUGGACCAGACGGUGAGGGAUAAAAGGAAGCGGAAGAUCUACGAUCGUUCUCCUAACCCAGUCAAAGAGGCGAGGUGGGCGAAGGCGUGA
Molecule: messenger RNA, 1404 nt
Organism: Coniosporium apollinis CBS 100218
Lineage: Eukaryota; Fungi; Ascomycota; Dothideomycetes
Exons: 2
Coding region: 1-1404 (467 amino acids)
Source: RefSeq, a predicted model, not a curated record